Molecule: messenger RNA, 672 nt
Organism: Epinephelus lanceolatus (giant grouper)
Lineage: Eukaryota; Metazoa; Chordata; Actinopteri; Perciformes; Serranidae
Gene: afp4
Product: antifreeze protein type IV
Biological process (GO): lipoprotein metabolic process; lipid transport
Cellular component (GO): extracellular region
Molecular function (GO): lipid binding
Source: RefSeq, a predicted model, not a curated record
UGACUGAAGGCACCGUUAGGUCCGAGAACCCCAGGAGUAAAGGUUGGUCUUGCUCAUCUGCAGCCAUGAAAUUCUCCCUCGUUGCCGCUGUUGUCCUUGUGCUGGCUGUUGCCCACGGCACUCAGGCCGGGUCACUGGUGAAGCGUGACGCCGAGUCCGACAUGGACAAGAUCACCAGGCUCAUCAACGAGAUGUCCGCCAGCAUCACCAGCGCCACCCAGGACAUGGUGGAGAAGGUGAAGACCAUGGAGGUGGCCAACCAGGCCCAGACUUACAUGGAGGACAGCAGGGCCAAGAUCCAGCCUCUGGUUGAGAAGGUCCAGGCCGAGGCCGCCAAGCUGCAGGAGCAGGUCAAGCCCUUCAUCACCAACAUCGAGGAUCAGAUCAGGCCCAUGACCGACAACUUCAACGCUCAGGUCAGGCCUCUCACCGACAACUUCCACGCCCAGGUGAAGCCUCUCACCGACAUGAUGGAGAAGUUCUUCCAGCAGGUGAUGGACCAGACCAAGGCUCUGAUGCCCCCCCAGUAAAGCAUUCUGAUGGUCCGUUCCAGCUGCGUUAACACCCUCAGCGGCAGAAUGCAUCACUGGUGUUUGUCUGACAUGCUCCUGUGUCUUUAAUUUAUUUGAGAUGUAAUGCUUGAAUGUCAUCAUUAAAGGGGUUUGAAAGUCA